Pipistrellus kuhlii (Kuhl's pipistrelle) is the source of this 4422-nucleotide messenger RNA. It is a transcript of the gene LRFN5, whose product is annotated as leucine rich repeat and fibronectin type III domain containing 5. Bases 1890 to 4049 code for a protein of 719 amino acids. NCBI's taxonomy places the organism in Eukaryota, Metazoa, Chordata, Mammalia, Chiroptera, Vespertilionidae. The transcript has 6 exons. Gene Ontology annotation, molecular function: protein binding. The record is from RefSeq and is a predicted model, not a curated record.
GCGCCCGCACCGCCUCUCGCUGCAGCGCGGGGAGCGCCGCUCCGGGCGGGGCGGGAGCUGCAGCCGGAACCCGCCGCCGCGGAGAGCCGAGGACCGGGCCGCCACAGCGAGGCUGCAGCGGGGGAUCGGGGCUGCCGCCCGGCUCCGGAGCCGCGGACUCGCCGGGGCGCCCGGGCGGCGUGCGGGGCGCUGUGCGCGGCGGCGCGGGCGCGGGGCGGCGGGGAGCGCGAGCAGAGCGGCCGGCAUCGGGGGCUCCGUGUGCGUGCGCGCGGGUGUGCCUGUGUGCGUGCGUGUUUCCCUCUCCCCGGAGGACGAGAAGGGCUUCGCAGCUCGCGGUUCUCUUAGGAUUCUUGACUUCCCGGAGCUCUGGGCUGGGGGCACAACCCGCCCACGUAAUCCGGUUUGUGAGAUCGGUUCGCAUCUGGAGCAAAAAAGCGCAACCGGACGGGGGUGGGGCAGACACACGGAACCUGGAAAUACGCACACGCUCAUCCCCGAAAGAAACAAUGAACGAUCUGGGAAGAUUUUCAUAACCUUACAGCGGGUCCUUCCAUUUUUCCCCCCUGUGGAUUCUGGAUUUUUCCCCCCUGCCUUUCGAAGUCAUCUUGGCAUUUAUUUUUUUGUGAGCUGCUCUCCAGCUACGUGUGUGUGUGUGUGUGUGUGUGUGUGUGUGUGUGUGUGCCUAUCUGAUGCAUUUGACUGUCUUUUAUCCAACUGCCCAGAAGCAAAUGUGUUAACUCGGCUUGCCCUCCGGGCUCAGGCUCUCGGAGAGGGCGGAGGACUCUCAGACCCAUUUUCCUGCUGGAUUCCGGGCGGCUACCUGGCUGGGAACCUAUGUGUGUGGAUCUUUUUACCCAGAUGCUUGGAAAGCGCCGGCAUUAACCCGCUUUCGGGUACAUCACAAGGUCAACAGAGGGUCCCGCAGCCCUCUUGUUUCUGUGCAUCCAGACCUUCCUGUCUUGGCCAGAAGGAUAUGGACGUUUUGGACCACAUCAUUUGAAGCCAAAAGUUCAGCCCUUCCUGCUGGUUCUGAUUUCUGUGCAAACAAGGUAACAAGGAUAGCUUUUAAAACUGCCUAACAAAAUCCCCGACUCUUCCUCAACCCUCCCUCGGCUCCCUCCUCCCCGUCAAAAUGUCACCAGCUCUUGAAUUGUGUGGAUUUGGGGUGGAGGAGAACUUGAAGGAAACAUGAUCUCCCAGCUAUGGCAGUGUCAGACCGCUCUCUUUGCCGCCCUUGGUCCGGUGGGCAUCCAAGCCGAUCGAUCGUGAGAAGGGCCUGUCCCCUCCUCGUCGCCCCCUCCCCGUGUUGUGCUGGGUGUGCGUGUGCAAGUGUGAAUGUGUGAAUGCGAGUGCGCGCGCGCCUCGGUGAGAGUGUGUGUGUGCUUCUGAGCGUGUAUGUCUGAGUGUGCGUGAGCGGCCGCCCUGGCUCUGCCCGCUCCCCGGGCGCAGGAACGUGGGUUUCAUGGGGCGAUCGCAGCGGAUUCCCCACCCAGCGCGACCUGCAGGCAGCGGCAUCGGCGGCAGAAGCCAUCUCUUGGACUCCCUAGGAUGCAGGUGCUGAGCUAUGGCAAAGGGCAGCCGGAGUGAGGAGAGAGACCCGCGGGGGACUGUGAAAGCCACCUGGAGCCACCUUGCCGGAAUCGUACCUGCAGGCAGAAAGUCCUCCUCCUAAGGUCUUCUCCUCUAGAGGCAUCAGAGUCCCUGUAACCAUUCAGCCAGGUGUUGGGAAGCCAUGCAGUAGCUGAGCACCCUUCCUUCUGACACCAGCCUCAGACUCAGUUUUGGAGAUGCUUUCACCCUGUCGGUCUGCAGCAGCCAGGCAGAGUGCUGACUCCUUCCCAGCAGUGAGGAACUCUUCAGGCUCCAGAAGCUCUUAAAUCUGAUCUACAAUGGAAAAAUUCCUUUUUUAUCUGUUUUUCAUUGGCAUAGCAGUGAGAGCUCAGAUCUGUCCAAAGCGUUGUGUCUGUCAAAUUUUGUCUCCUAAUCUUGCAACCCUUUGUGCCAAGAAAGGGCUUUUAUUUGUUCCACCAAACAUUGACAGAAGAACUGUGGAACUGCGCUUGGCAGACAAUUUUGUUACAAAUAUUAAAAGGAAAGAUUUUGCCAAUAUGACCAGCUUGGUGGACCUGACUCUAUCCAGGAAUACAAUAAGUUUUAUUACACCGCAUGCUUUUGCUGACUUACGAAAUCUGAGGGCAUUGCAUUUGAAUAGCAACAGAUUAACUAAAAUUACAAAUGAUAUGUUCAGUGGGCUUUCCAAUCUCCAUCAUUUGAUACUGAACAACAAUCAGCUGACUUUAAUUUCAUCUACAGCAUUCGAUGAUGUCUUUGCCCUUGAAGAGCUGGAUCUGUCCUAUAAUAAUUUAGAAACAAUCCCUUGGGAUGCUGUUGAGAAGAUGGUUAGCUUGCACACCCUUAGUUUGGAUCACAAUAUGAUUGAUAACAUUCCCAAGGGGACUUUCUCCCACUUGCACAAGAUGACGCGGCUAGAUGUAACAUCAAAUAAAUUGCAGAAGCUACCACCUGACCCUCUCUUCCAGCGAGCUCAGGUACUAGCGACCUCAGGAAUCAUAAACCCGUCUACGUUUGCAUUAAGUUUUGGUGGCAACCCUUUGCACUGCAAUUGUGAAUUGUUGUGGUUGAGACGUCUGUCCAGAGAAGAUGACCUAGAGACUUGUGCUUCUCCAGCACUUUUAACUGGUCGCUAUUUUUGGUCAAUUCCUGAGGAAGAGUUUUUGUGUGAGCCUCCUCUCAUUACUCGCCAUACACAUGAGAUGAGAGUCCUGGAGGGUCAAAGGGCAACCCUGAGAUGCAAAGCCAGGGGAGACCCUGAACCUGCAAUCCACUGGAUUUCUCCUGAAGGGAAGCUGAUUUCAAAUGCAACAAGAUCUCUGGUGUAUGAUAAUGGAACACUGGACAUCAUGAUAACAACUGUAAAGGAUACGGGUGCUUUUACCUGCAUAGCUUCCAAUCCUGCGGGGGAAGCCACACAAACAGUGGAGCUUCACAUAAUUAAGCUCCCUCACUUACUGAACAGUACAAACCACAUCCAUGAGCCUGAUCCUGGUUCUUCAGAUAUUUCAACUUCUACUAAGUCAGGUUCUAAUGCAAGCACUAGUAAUGGUGACACUAAAAUGAGUCAAGAUAAAAUUGUGGUGGCAGAAGCAACGUCAUCUACUGCAUUACUUAAGUUUAAUUUUCAAAGAAAUAUUCCUGGAAUACGUAUGUUUCAAAUCCAGUACAAUGGUACUUAUGAUGACACCCUUGUUUACAGAAUGAUACCUCCUACGAGCAAAACUUUUCUUGUCAAUAACCUGGCUGCUGGAACUAUGUAUGACUUGUGUGUCUUGGCAAUAUACGAUGAUGGCAUCACUUCUCUCACUGCCACAAGAGUCGUGGGUUGCAUCCAGUUUACUACAGAACAGGAUUACGUGCGAUGCCAUUUCAUGCAAUCCCAAUUUUUGGGAGGCACCAUGAUUAUUAUUAUUGGUGGAAUAAUUGUAGCAUCCGUGCUGGUUUUCAUCAUCAUUCUAAUGAUCCGGUAUAAGGUUUGUAACAAUAAUGGCCAACACAAGGUCACCAAGGUCAGCAAUGUCUACUCUCAAACAAAUGGGGCUCAAAUGCAAGGCUGCAGUGUGACGCUGCCCCAGUCCAUGUCCAAGCAAGCUGUGGGGCAUGAAGAGAGUGCUCCGUGUUGUAAAGUUGGCAGUGACAGUGUGAUACAAUCUUCAGAAGUUUGUUCGAGUCAGGACUCCUCUACCACUACCUCUGCUUUGCCUCCUACCUGGACUUCAAGCACUUCUGUGUCCCAAAAGCAGAAAAGAAAGACAGGCACAAAGCCAAGUACCGAACCGCAGAAUGAAGCUGUCACAAAUGUUGAGUCCCAAAACACUAACAGGAACAACUCUACUGCAUUGCAGUUAGCUAGUCGACCUCCUGAUUCUGUCACAGAGGGGCCCGCAUCUAAAAGAGCACAUUCAAAGCCAAAUGCUUUGCUGUCUAAUAUUGACCAGAUUGUCCAGGAAACACAGAGGCUGGAGUUAAUCUGAAGAGCAUCACUUCUCUCUCCUGAAAAAAUGUUGCCACUGAUAUUUUUACUGGAUAAAAUUAAAAAAAAAAAGUUUCAAUUCACAAAGGCUAAUUGUUGAACUGAUGUCCUAUAAGAAAUUGUCCACAGGAGCUGAAGCAGAAGUCUCUGAUGUCGGUGCAGCUGGCUCUAUCAGAUCACUGUUCAUCUCUUUUAAAACCAAAUUGUUUUUCUUCUGGCCCACAACUAUUUUUUUUUAAGAAGGAAAGAAAUAAGCCUAUAUUGGGCAUCGAGUUCUGUAUCAAUCCAUGUCACAUUGCCAUCCAUGAUUUAAGACUGUAGAAUCUUGAAUAAUCUAUACCACUUUAAUGAAUAAAUGUUUUACUAUGACAGAA